Eucalyptus grandis is the source of this 1735-nucleotide messenger RNA. Its product is annotated as protein DETOXIFICATION 16. Gene Ontology annotation, cellular component: membrane. The transcript is spliced from 8 exons. Gene Ontology annotation, biological process: xenobiotic detoxification by transmembrane export across the plasma membrane. Gene Ontology annotation, molecular function: antiporter activity; xenobiotic transmembrane transporter activity. The coding region runs from base 156 to 1586 and encodes 476 amino acids. The record is from RefSeq and is a predicted model, not a curated record. Lineage: Eukaryota; Viridiplantae; Streptophyta; Magnoliopsida; Myrtales; Myrtaceae.
UUGGGAGAGGUUCUCGUUGACUGAACCCAAGAAAACAUGGGAGGAAGAGGAGGAGAUCAAGCAAAUUAUGAACCGGCUCUUCUUGAAACUCCUCUUAUCCAAAACCCAAGCCGAGAUCGCGAACACGAAUACGACGGCGACAAUGACGACGCAGCAUGUUCAUCGAGCUUGGUUCGAAGAGAUGGGAGUCGCGCGAUCAUAACCGAAGAAGUGAAGAAGCAGCUAUGGCUGUCGGGGCCACUGAUCGGAAUGAGCAUGUUGCAGGAGAGCGUGCCGGUGAUCUCUGCCAUGUUCGUGGGCCAUCUUGGGAAGCUCCCUCUCUCCGGCGCGUCCAUGGGCUUUGCCUUCGCUUCAGUCACCGGCUUCAGUGUCUUGUCUGGAAUGGAGGUGCAUUGGAGACGUUAUGUGGCCAAGCCUAUGGAGCCAAACAGUAUCACAUGCUUGGAGUUCACACGCAGCGAGCUAUGCUUAUGCUUCUAUGCCUAAGCAUUCCUCUUGCAGUCAUAUGGCUCUACACCUCCGACAUUCUCAUAGCUUUUGGCCAAGACAUCGAGAUUUCCAUGGAAGCGGGAAUUUUCAAUCGUUGGAUGAUCCCAAGCCUAUUUGCGUAUGGCCUCCUCCAGUGUCUGAACCGGUUCUUGCAGAUGCAGAAUAACGUUUUACCUAUGAUGAUGAGCUCUUUGAUUUCUGCUUCUCUUCACAUAGUCAUCUGUUAUGUCUUUAUCGUGAAGUUUGGACUAGGAAGCAGAGGAGCUGCUUUGGCAAACUCGAUUUCGAAUUGGAACAAUGUUAUUAUGCUGGCGAUUUACAUGAAGCUCUCUCCCGCUUGCAUCAAAACUUGGACUGGUUUCACCAAAGAGGCCUUGCGUGACAUUGCUAGCUUUGUCAAGCUUGCUGUUCCUUCAGCAGUUAUGACUUGUUUAGAGUACUGGUCCUUCGACAUGGUUGUUCUUCUAUCGGGUCUUCUGCCAAAUCCGAAAUUAGAGACAUCUGUGUUAUCGAUGAGCCUCAACACUUGCUGGAUGGUCUACAUGAUCUCUGUCGGUCUCGGCGGAGCAAUCAGUACUAGAGUAUCGAAUGAAUUAGGUGCAGGCCGCACUGCAGUUGCCCGCUUGGCAUUCCGAGUUAUGAUUACCAUUGCCAUUGCGGAGGGUGCCGUAGUUGGAAUCGUGACGAUUUUGGUACGCCAUGUCUUGGGGAAGCUGUACAGCAACGAAGAGGAAGUUAUCAAGUACUUUGCCAGAGUUAUACCACUCCUCGCUCUCUCGGAUUUCUUGGAUGGGAUCCAGUGCGUCCUUUCAGGGUCCGCAAGAGGAUGUGGAUGGCAGAAUGUCUGCGCUUGGAUAAACCUUGGGGCUUAUUAUGUCGUGGCGAUUCCUUGUGCCGUACUGUUUGCUUUCGGUUUCCAUGUCGGAGGGAUGGGUCUAUGGAUGGGGAUCGUGUGCGGGCUCUCGGUACAAGUCAUGGCGCUCAUCGCGGUGAACGCAGGAACCAACUGGGAUCAGGAGGCAAAGAAAGCCGUGGAUAGAGUUACAGCACUGCGAGCACAGUCUGAUGUGGAACAAGAACAAAGUCAGAUAUGCUAGAUAUUGAAAAAUAGGCUAUGGGUUUGCAUUUUAAUAGUCUCUCUGGAGUAUAAACAUAUGACUUGCUACCUCUACAAUAGUAUCAUACGACUGAACCAAACAUUUUUACAAACAUUUCGACUUUAAGACAUGGAUUGUGUAUAUCCUGA